This is a messenger RNA of Durusdinium trenchii, 324 nucleotides long. The record is from the annotation of a GenBank genome assembly. Lineage: Eukaryota; Dinophyceae; Suessiales; Symbiodiniaceae.
AUGCUGGUCAUUAGUGAUUUGCCAUUCAUUCACUCCUUGGCUCAACAUGCAAUGCAAAUUCUACCAAGCUUCUUGGUAUUGCACAUCUCCAACACGCUUUGGGCCUUUGCCGCGUUGGUGGUGUCUCAUCCAACCUUUGUGGAAGCCGUUACCACCGCGGCGCUCACGAAGAUUGGGGCCUUCGGUUCCCAGAGUUUAUCAGCCACGGCGUGGUCGUUGUCCAAACUCGUUUGGCGAGACCAGACACUUUUAGAUGCCAUUUCAGCUCAAUCUGUACUGAAGAUUGAGUCAUUUGCUCCACAAAAUUUGGCAAAUACCUCCUGA